AGGUAAUAGCCAAACACUGGAGGAGAGACGCUUCACCAGCUCGGGAGCUUCUGUUUUGUUGAGUUUUAAACCGAAUGAGACACGAAUGAGCGGGGUCGGCUCGGUGGGUCUCGGCUCCGGACUCCGGGCUUCACGCUUUCAAAGUUCCUUGUUCGGUGGGUAAAAAAAAAACAAAAAAAAAAAACACCCGAAAAUCGGUUUGGUGUUUCGACACCCGUCUUUUUUUUCCCCGUCGGUUCGAAGCGCGAGUUGUUGUUUGAGACUUCCGCGGUUUGCUCUGAGCAACUUAUCAAGGACACAAAACAGCCACGACUCGAACUUCUUAUGCGGUUCCAGGUAUUUUGAGCCAUGCCUGGCCAAAGCACAGGGGCUCCCCAGACGUCCCACAACCAUAAACCCCACACCUCCAGCACCAGAAUGGACACGUACCGGCAAACCCGAACUAUAUACCGGGAGAGCACGGUCAAGCAAGACAUAUACAAGAAUCAUCAUGGGGAUCAGCUCAAUGUACACCCCAAGUAUGCAGAGAACAAAUAUGGCCGCAGCAAAGGACACGUACGAAAUGGUACAUCCCAGAACUCAGAGACUAUAGGAUUUAUCCCAGGGUCGGCAGACACCACGUCGAGCAGCAGAGCCACCUGUGACUCUUGUGCCUCAGUGGGUUGGAAUAGCUGUAAAUCUCUUAUGUGCUGUAUACUGACCUGUGGAUUUUAUGGCAGCCGAGAUCCCUGUGUGCCUGCUAAUGAGAGCUCCACGGACCACCCACCCAAAUCAGGCGGUGAGCCGCCUCCUGGCAUGGUUAUGACCAACCCAACCUGUGGUGUCCCUUUGGAAUCCAACAAGCCCGCAAAACCUAACAAGUUACCCCCUAGUGAAAGCUUCCGUUACCCGGACGUGCGUUUUAGAGGAGAGAUUAUAAACUACCCAGUUAAUGCCCCUAAAAGAACCCGUACACCCGUCAAGGGAGAAAGCCAUCGACCGAUCAGCAACACCAGCUUGUUAUCCAACGACUACUACGAUCUGGACGACCCGUGUGACAGCACAGACGUUGACUCUCUUAUCACCAAAAAGCUGCUGGAGCUUUACGCUCUGCAUCAGAUCGAGGAGCUGGCCAAGUGCACAUCUGACUCAUCCUUCUCCCGAAAGACCAAUGAGAUCAGUGAGCUCAUCUACAACAUCGCCCAGAACUACAACUUGGAGGAACAGGAAGCCGAGUGCAAGCUGGUGCACGGAGUCAUUCGCAUCAGCACACGUAAGGGCAAGAAAAAAGCCAGCCAUCAUUCAACAGGACACCGUCCAAAUGGCAGGAGUGACGGUACCCUCCCUGACAGCGGCAAUGAGACUAUGACCUGCAGCAGUGAAUAUCCAGAGGUGAAAGUGUCCGAGCAGACGCCAUCGGAUGAGCUGGCACGGAAAAUGAGGCAUUACAGCGGGAGAGCAUAUACCUCCAACUCAGCCACAGCCUACUCGCCCUACCUUCACAACACGGGAACACACUCCUCAGCAGCUCCUCUGCUUAUUUAA
Nematolebias whitei (Rio pearlfish) is the source of this 1524-nucleotide messenger RNA. RefSeq names its product keratinocyte differentiation factor 1a (gene kdf1a). Gene Ontology annotation, cellular component: cell junction. Gene Ontology annotation, biological process: regulation of epidermal cell division; keratinocyte development. Lineage: Eukaryota; Metazoa; Chordata; Actinopteri; Cyprinodontiformes; Rivulidae. The record is from RefSeq and is a predicted model, not a curated record. The coding region runs from base 349 to 1524 and encodes 391 amino acids. The transcript is spliced from 4 exons.